UAGCAGUCUCCCAACCGUCGGCUGCAGCUGGCAGGGCUGCGUGCGCCCUGCGUCGGCAGUCUGGACCCGGGACCGUGCUCCUACAGCUCGGGAGGCCCACUGUUGGAUCGCUGGGAGGCUGGGCUCGGAGGAGGCCGAAAGCCGAGGUGGCCGGACCAGACGUGCCCAGCGCGCCUUCCGGAACCGCUCCGCGUCUUAACCAGAACAGGGAGGGGCCUCCCAGAAACCGCGGCGAGCGAGUUAAAGUAUGCUGGGAGCGGUGAAGAUGGAAGGGCACGAGCCGUCCGACUGGAGCAGCUACUAUGCCGAGCCCGAGGGUUACUCCUCCGUAAGCAACAUGAACGCCGGCCUGGGGAUGAAUGGAAUGAACACGUACAUGAGCAUGUCAGCGGCCGCCAUGGGUGGCGGUUCGGGCAACAUGAGCGCCGGCUCUAUGAACAUGUCCUCGUACGUGGGCACUGGGAUGAGCCCCUCGCUGGCUGGCAUGUCCCCCGGGGCAGGCGCUAUGGCGAGCAUGGGCGGCUCUGCAGGGGCGGCUGGCGUGGCGAGCAUGGGGCCGCACCUGAGCCCCAGCCUGAGCCCUCUCGGGGGACAGGCGGCGGGGGCGAUGGGUGGACUGGCGCCCUAUGCCAACAUGAACUCCAUGAGCCCCAUGUACGGGCAGGCAGGUCUGAGCCGCGCGCGGGACCCCAAGACCUACAGGCGCAGCUACACACACGCCAAGCCGCCCUACUCGUACAUCUCGCUCAUCACCAUGGCCAUCCAGCAGAGCCCCAACAAGAUGCUGACACUGAGCGAGAUCUACCAGUGGAUCAUGGACCUCUUCCCCUUCUACCGGCAGAACCAGCAGCGUUGGCAGAACUCCAUCCGUCACUCGCUCUCCUUCAACGACUGCUUCCUCAAGGUGCCCCGCUCCCCGGACAAGCCCGGCAAGGGCUCCUUCUGGACCCUGCACCCCGAUUCGGGCAACAUGUUUGAGAACGGUUGCUACUUGCGCCGCCAGAAGCGGUUCAAGUGCGAGAAACAGCUGGCCCUGAAGGAAGGUGUGGGCACUGGAGGUGGCAAAAAGGCUGCUCCGGGAGCCCAGGCCCCGCAGGGGCAGCUUGGGGAGGCCUCUGGACCGGCCUCUGAGACUCAGGCGGGAACCGAGUCGCCUCAUUCAAGCACCUCUCCCUGCCAGGAGCACAAGCGAGGAGGUCUGGGCGAGCUCAAGGGGACAUCGGCCACAGCACUGAGUCCCCCAGAGCCUGCACCCUCACCAGGGCAGCAGCAGGCCACUGCACACCUCUUGGGCCCUCCCCACCACCCUGGCCUGCCACCCGAGGCUCACCUUAAGCCAGAGCACCACUACGCCUUCAACCACCCUUUCUCCAUCAACAACCUCAUGUCCUCGGAGCAGCAGCAUCACCACAGCCACCAUCACCACCAGCCUCACAAAAUGGACCUCAAGGCCUAUGAACAGGUGAUGCACUACCCUGGUUAUGGUUCCCCCAUGCCAGGAAGCCUGGCCAUGGGUCCUGUCACGAACAAAGCAGGCCUGGACGCUUCACCUCUGGGUGCAGACACCUCCUACUACCAGGGGGUGUACUCUCGGCCCAUUAUGAAUUCCUCUUAAGAAGACUGCCACAGGGCCAGCUAGUCCAGAUGAGGAAAAGUGAGAAAAUGAGGUGGAGACUAAGGAAGGGGUACUGGAGAGACCUAAAGGAGAAGAACCACAUUGCACCCUCACCCCAGGACAUCAGUCUCCCAUUCCUCCAUUGCAACUUUUCCCUCCUGAUCAGAUGGAACACACCAAUAGCUUUCAUCAUAGAAGGAGGGAAGGGAAAGGAAAGGAAAGGAGGGAGAGAUGGGCAGAAUCCAGUUCCACUACUGUGUAGACACCCGCUUCUUCAAGCACCUGAAAGUUGAUUAUUUUGUUGUUGUUUCUCUCCAUUGCUGUGUUGCAGGGAAGUCUUACUUUAUAAAUAUAUAAAUAUAUAUAUAUGCACAAACAUAAAAACACAAACUUUUGUGAGUGACUCUAUGUAAAACCAUGUAGUUUUAACAGAGAACCAGAGUUGUAUUAUUGUUUUAAACAGAAGAAAAAUGAUGUAAUGGUCUGUUGUAAGUGACCAAGAAAAAAGGGAAAAAAAUGCAUUCUCAUUCUUGACAUGGUGAAAUCCAGGUCUUGGGUCUGAUUAAUUUAUGGUGUCUGUGUGCUUUAUUUAUGACUUAAAAUAUGUGUUCUGGCUGCAAGAACCAGAGUUCCACAAAUCUGUAUUAAAAUAUUUUACCGGUUUUAUCCCUUGAA
Molecule: messenger RNA, 2290 nt
Organism: Erinaceus europaeus (western European hedgehog)
Lineage: Eukaryota; Metazoa; Chordata; Mammalia; Eulipotyphla; Erinaceidae
Gene: FOXA2
Product: forkhead box A2
Exons: 3
Coding region: 248-1615 (455 amino acids)
Biological process (GO): cell differentiation; anatomical structure morphogenesis; regulation of transcription by RNA polymerase II
Molecular function (GO): RNA polymerase II cis-regulatory region sequence-specific DNA binding; protein domain specific binding; DNA-binding transcription factor activity, RNA polymerase II-specific
Source: RefSeq, a predicted model, not a curated record